Molecule: messenger RNA, 2864 nt
Organism: Girardinichthys multiradiatus
Lineage: Eukaryota; Metazoa; Chordata; Actinopteri; Cyprinodontiformes; Goodeidae
Product: oocyte zinc finger protein XlCOF6-like
Exons: 11
Coding region: 129-2309 (726 amino acids)
Biological process (GO): regulation of transcription by RNA polymerase II
Cellular component (GO): nucleus
Molecular function (GO): DNA-binding transcription factor activity, RNA polymerase II-specific; RNA polymerase II transcription regulatory region sequence-specific DNA binding
Source: RefSeq, a predicted model, not a curated record
CCGCGGACGCUCUAGUCGUAAAGUGGGCGGAGCCUGUGGUUGUUGGCGGAUAGUAAACAAAAAGUUAGCCGUUAGCCGGGAUCCACAGGGCGGAUAUAAGAGGAAGACGAGGGUCGGUGAAGUCCAGGAUGAAGGCAUCCUCGCUGCGCCUCCUCCUCCCUCCUCUCCGCCUGCUGACGGCGGCCAUGUGGCAGGUGGUCCAGCAGCAGAGUGUUAAGCAUUAUGGGAUGCUGGAGGAGUUUGUGUCCCUGGUGACCGAGGCCGUCCCACAGCUGCUGACAGACAGGCAGAGAGGUCUUCUGCUGCUGGCUCUGAGGACCAAGGUGACCCUUUCUGAUCCUGCUGAUGACCAGGCUCACCUGGAGAGGAUCCACUCCGUGUCUGAAGCAUCGCAGGAUGAAGAUGUCACUGAAUGCUGCUCUGCUCUUCUCAACCUCACCAACAAACUGACUGAGACUCCCGCAGACUCACGGCGCCUCCUGCAGGAGGUGUUUAACCAGAACUUUGACUCCGCCCUUCAGUCUCUGGUUUCAGACUUUCUGUCCCGGAUCGAGCAGCUGUUUCCGGUCCCAGACUUCAGACAGGCUGCCUGUUGGCUCCAUGACGCCCCCUGUGCCUUGGAGGACUCUCUGCAAGAGACACACAGGAAACACCUGAGGGAGCUUCUGACCAAUCAGAGUUGCCGACUGGGCCAAGCAACAACUGCAGUUUGUGGUGAAAGUGAGGAAGCGCUCCUGUCAGCCUGGUCCCACCCCCUCCUCACUAAACGCUCCCAUCCUGACCCGGCUAACCAAUCAGGGAGUGGUGCUCCGCGGCUGGACACAGACCUGGUGAAGGUGGAGGUGGUGGUGAUGAUGGAAGAUGAGAACGAGGGGGUGGAGGAGGAGGCUGUGGUUGGUCAGAACAUGUCAGAAGAGAAGCAGGAGGUGUCCAAUCAGAGCUCAGAGGGAUGUGGAGUCACACCUGUGGUCGAGGACGGGGACAGAAUAAAAGAGUCACCUGGAGACUGCGACAGCCAAUCAGAGGGCUCUGAACUCACAGCCAGCCCCCUGCACAGCGUUUCAGACAGCUGUCAGCGUGUGGCUCAUAGGUGUCCUGAGUGUGGGAAAUGCUUCAUCUACAGGUCUCAGGUGAUCCGCCACCUGCACUCCAACAGAACCUGUGGUUCAGCUGGAAAAGCUGGAUCUGGAGCCCUGCAGGUCCAAAGUGAAAGUCCUGAAGUGGAUCCCUGCCCCCCACAGCCUCACCCUGUCAGGACCCACACCUGCUUCCAGUGCAGCACCAUCUUCAAAACCAGAACCGAGCUGCUAUUUCACCAGCGCACACACCAGACCCGUCCCGUCUACAAGUGUAACCAGUGCGACAGGGCCUUCCAGCACCUGUCCAGCCUGACCAAUCACAAGCAGACUCACCUGGACAAGGAUGGUUUCGCCUGCAGCAAGUGUAGCCGGACAUUUGAGUCUUCCAAUGAGAGGGACGUCCACCGUCUGCAGCACCGUCUGCCCGACCUCAGCUGCUCUGUCUGCGCGCAGACGUUCACGUCGCAGACACUGCUGCUGCGACACCUGCAGACGCACUCAGCCCAGGGAGCCCAGUGUGUUUACAGCUGCCUGUUCUGUGACCAGAGCUUCUCAGGAGUGACUCAGCUGCGCAUCCACCAGCGCACGCACAGCUUCCGCUCCUACCAGUGCGACCAGUGCAACAAGUCCUACAGCUCAAUGACAGGGCUGCAGUCCCACCGAGCCACCCACAGCACUGACAGCCACUUCCUGUGCCCCCAGUGCGGCAAACGCUUCAAGACCCGCGACGGCCUGGAGGGCCACCUGAGGACCCACACCGGGGAGCGGCCCUUCCGCUGCCCCUACUGCCCCAAGGACUUUACCGCACUCGCCGGCCUCAACGUGCACGUGAGGCGGCACACCGGCGAGCGGCCGUACGUGUGCACGGUGUGUGACAAGGCGUGGCCAUCCGGAGGCGACUUGCAGAAACACAUGAGGACCCACACUGGGGAGAGGCCCUACGUCUGCCAGGAGUGUGGGAAGGCCUUCUCCAUCUCCUGCCACCUGACUGAGCACCGUCGCAUACACACAGGAGAGAAGCCGUACUCGUGUCCUGAAUGCGGGAAGUGUUUACGGAGGAAGUUCGACUUGAAGAAGCACCUGCUGUCCCACAGUAAUGUCCGUCCCUAUGCCUGCUCCUCCUGCUCCAAGAGCUACACUCGACAGACUCACCUGAACAGACACCUGCUGACGCACAGGACUGCUGACAGACAGCAGGAGAAGGAGGUGGAGCCGGCCGAGGAGGCCUGAUGAGGAGGCCUGACCUCCUGAAGACCUGCUGCUAAGAUCUUUAGGUUUCAUUAAUCCUCCAUGGAGACAAUGAGUCGUCUGACUGAUUUUUCUGCUGUUCCACACCAAGUAUAUUUAGUGUAUGAGUUAAAGGCUGUUCACACCCAGAGUAACUAUGCUGCGUUUAAUGACCACCUUAAACUCUGGCUUUCUGAGCUCCUCACAGGAUCUGAAUGUUGUUUUCGGUACCUUUUAUAAUCAGUUGAAAGGGAACCUGAUGAAACAUUAGAUUAAAGACGUUAAAUGUAAUAUUUAGCUGAUCAGUACGGGUUUCUCCAGAGUUUUAUGACUGCUGCAUGGCUGCAGACCCUCUGAGGACCACGUGUUUCAUCUUUAGGUUUUAUCUUCAGGUUCUCUGUAAAUCCAUUAUGUUCAUUAGUUUUUACUCUAGUAACUUCUCUUCAGCUGGGAGGAUGGACUAAUGUAUUUAAUUCACAUGUUUUAUUGCAGAACUUCAGUUGUUGAGAUGUUUCUGUGUGAGGUGAACUACUCGAUUAAACACCAGGUGGUCCGUUU